Molecule: messenger RNA, 1980 nt
Organism: Zootermopsis nevadensis
Lineage: Eukaryota; Metazoa; Arthropoda; Insecta; Blattodea; Termopsidae
Gene: ATPsynbeta
Product: ATP synthase, beta subunit
Biological process (GO): proton transmembrane transport; proton motive force-driven mitochondrial ATP synthesis
Cellular component (GO): proton-transporting ATP synthase complex
Molecular function (GO): proton-transporting ATP synthase activity, rotational mechanism; ATP binding; ATP hydrolysis activity
Source: RefSeq, a predicted model, not a curated record
GCAGCAGGAAGAACUGGUCACGUGACUCCUCCCUUUACAACUCUGGUCACCAUGUUGGGUGCAGUAUCGAGGGCUUCGGCUGCAGUUCUCAGGGGGGUUAAAACCUCUCUAACACCAAGCAAUUUUCAGAAUGAAAGCGCAAAAAUUGUUUCAGUCCUUUCCAUUAACAGUAAGGUGAAUUAUGCAACUGCACCGCAGGCAAAGACAAAGGGAGCGUCUGGGAAAGUAGUAGCUGUGAUUGGUGCUGUUGUUGACGUACAGUUUGAAGACAAUCUUCCACCAAUUCUAAAUGCUCUUGAAGUUCAGAACAGGAAGCCUCGCCUUGUGCUUGAGGUUGCUCAGCACUUGGGUGAGAACAUAGUACGCACCAUUGCUAUGGAUGGCACUGAGGGACUGGUCCGAGGUCAGGAUGUUCUGGAUUCAGGGUUUCCCAUUAGGAUACCUGUGGGAGCAGAAACACUAGGGAGGAUCAUCAAUGUAAUUGGUGAGCCAAUAGAUGAGAGGGGUCCAAUUAACACCACCAAGUAUGCUGCAAUCCAUGCAGAUGCUCCAGAGUUUGUGGACAUGAGUGUUGAGCAAGAGAUUUUGGUGACGGGGAUUAAAGUCGUGGAUCUUCUUGCUCCUUAUGCAAAGGGUGGCAAAAUUGGGUUGUUUGGAGGUGCUGGUGUUGGUAAAACUGUAUUGAUCAUGGAGCUGAUUAACAAUGUAGCCAAGGCCCAUGGUGGUUACUCAGUAUUUGCUGGAGUUGGUGAGCGAACACGUGAGGGAAAUGAUCUAUACCAUGAAAUGAUUGAGUCUGGUGUCAUUUCUCUGAAGGACAAGACUUCCAAGGUAGCACUUGUGUAUGGCCAGAUGAAUGAGCCCCCCGGUGCUAGGGCUCGAGUGGCUCUGACUGGCCUCACUGUUGCUGAAUAUUUCCGAGACCAAGAAGGACAGGAUGUGCUGCUGUUCAUUGACAACAUUUUCAGGUUCACCCAAGCUGGUUCAGAGGUAUCUGCCUUGCUGGGCCGAAUCCCCUCCGCUGUGGGUUACCAGCCAACUUUGGCCACUGACAUGGGUACCAUGCAGGAAAGAAUCACCACAACAAAGAAGGGAUCAAUUACAUCAGUACAGGCGAUCUACGUGCCAGCUGAUGACUUGACUGAUCCAGCCCCUGCCACUACCUUUGCUCACUUGGAUGCUACAACUGUGUUGUCACGAGCCAUCGCUGAGCUGGGUAUCUAUCCUGCUGUGGAUCCACUUGACUCAACAUCCCGUAUCAUGGACCCUAACAUCAUUGGUGCUGAGCACUACAAUGUAGCCAGAGGUGUGCAGAAAAUCCUACAGGACUACAAGUCUCUUCAGGACAUCAUUGCUAUCCUGGGUAUGGAUGAAUUGUCUGAAGAAGAUAAGUUGACUGUAGCUCGUGCUCGUAAGAUCCAGAGGUUCCUGUCACAACCUUUCCAGGUGGCUGAAGUGUUCACUGGUCAUGCAGGCAAGCUGGUGCCAUUGGAAGAAACCAUUAAGGGAUUCCAACAAAUUCUACAUGGUGAAUAUGACCACUUACCUGAAGUUGCAUUCUACAUGGUUGGACCUAUUGAGGAAGUGGUUCAGAAGGCAGAGAAACUUGCAGAAUCAACAAAUUAAGGUUUUCUGUAAGAGUUCAGCCAAUAAAUAAAUUCCUUGUGUACAUUACCCACUGUAUAGUAUGAAAGAACAUUACCAGUCCAUAAUAGUGUAUGACUACAAACGUGUUCAGGUGUGCUUGAUUAAAUUACAUGAUGAAGCUGAUAGGUGAAGAACUGUAACACACAUUUCCUUUUAUUGUUAUUUGUACAUCUGAACUUCACAAUACACUUGCAGAAAAUCUGAGUUUUUGGGUAGGAAUUUAAACAUUUACAUUGCACGUUAGUGGAUGUAUAGUGAAAUAAUUGUCAUGCAUUUCUCAUUGUUUCUAUUAUAAUGUGUGGAAGUCAUGCCACAAAUAAAAUAUUAAAGGAA